CUUCCCCUUUUCGAUCCUUCAAUUUUCGAAUUCGUUUUUCAAACACAAAGCUUUAAAACAUUUAAAAAAAUGGCUGGUUCCAGUGGAAGCCGAUUCAAGCAGUUCUUGAAGAAGUACGGGAAAGUGGCCCUUGGGGUUCAUUUCUCGGUCUCCGCAGCUUCGAUCGCCGGCCUCUACGUUGCCAUCAAGAACAACGUCGACGUCGAAUCGUUGUUCGACAAGUUGCAUCUCCCGAGAUUUUCCGAUGAUAAACAGAACCAAAACCAGUCUCCGCAAUCGACGAGCCCAGAUGGUUCUUUGAUGGAAGAACCGACGGCGGUGAUCGAGGAGAAGAAGAAAAGGAAUCGGACGGUCGAGCUUGCCGCUUCCACCGGCGGAGCACUUGCGUUGGCUGUGCUUUGUAACAAGGCCUUGGUCGCCGUUCUGGUACCUAUCACAAUCGCGCUGACGCCUCCCAUCGCAAGGUUUUUGGCUAAGAGGAGGAUCAUUAAGAACAGUUUAUGAUUUCUUUUUCUUUUACAAGUGCUGCACAUAGAACUGUAUUAUGAUUGGUUGAAUCUUAAUUGUAUUGUUAUUAUUGUGAAAAUAAGAUGGAUAAAAUUGUAG
Molecule: messenger RNA, 606 nt
Organism: Hibiscus syriacus
Lineage: Eukaryota; Viridiplantae; Streptophyta; Magnoliopsida; Malvales; Malvaceae
Exons: 1
Coding region: 70-504 (144 amino acids)
Cellular component (GO): mitochondrion
Source: RefSeq, a predicted model, not a curated record